Protopolystoma xenopodis is the source of this 582-nucleotide messenger RNA. NCBI's taxonomy places the organism in Eukaryota, Metazoa, Platyhelminthes, Monogenea, Polystomatidea, Polystomatidae. The record is from the annotation of a GenBank genome assembly.
GCGCACGCAUCUGUUACGUACGAUCCUAGAAUCGCCCACCAAGGUGCCGAGGCCAUGCGCGAUGCUGUUUUAGCUGCAUUAAAUUCGCCAAGGCGCUCAGCCAAGUUACUAGGCUUUGUAUCUUCUUCUUUUGAUAUCACUGACUCAACGGCUUCAGACUCAGUGAGAGCAGGUGUUACUUCAAGUGUGCCACUAAAAACUCGAGCUUUGCAUUGCCUUAUAUCAUUGCUUAUACGGUUGGUAACAGACGCAAAUUUCAAUGUGGUACUGUGCAGUCUUGAUAUCGGCACCAAGAUUAUAACUUUUCUUGCAAAACAUGCUCGUAACAUCCACUUGUUGGAACCUUCGAAAAUUGCAAUGUUUAAUUGGAUUUCCCUCCGCAUGCUUCGUAUGGUUAGAAUUGCCCUUACUGACUCCAAGUUGGUUGUACGUGUGGCCGGCUCCAAGUUAGCAAUGGCCGUUGCUAGGCUCCCUGGAGGUGGCAUGAUUUUGGCAAAGCAGCUGGCUGGACGAGCUCUUCUUGACGCUUACCGAUAUCAGCAAAUAAUUUCGAGAACUAAUGCCUCGGUUAGUACCUUUUAA